CUAACUUUGACCUCUCUUCCUAUUUACUCUCUCACUCCUUCACGCUUCCCAAUACCCACGCCCGUAUUAAACCCCCCCUCACAUUCUCUCUCUCUUACCUUCCUGGAUCUCAAGCACGCCUACCUCUUCGAUUCCUUACCUUUCAGAAAUAAAUAAAUCCACUCCUUUGGUUUUUUUUUUCAGUAGCAAUUCAAAUUGUCCUUGAAUGUUCACUCAAAUAAUCAUCAAUUUCAGGAAUUGCUGAUUUUUCUGAUUCAUUUUGAGAAUUUUUGAAAGAAGCUUCAAUAUGCCGUGGACGUCUUCUUUUAUCAAGUAUAGCGGGAAGUCUGUUCGAUUGGUUGUGUUCUUCCGUUUUAUUCUGUAAAUUUCCUCUGUUUUUGGCAACCGUUUAAGGAGUCGGCUUUUCGGUUCGAGUUCUUCAAUUUUUACCAAUCUGGGUGGUGGUAUUGAGAAUGUUCGUUGCGUUUAACAAAGAGAUAGAUCAAACUAUUGCAGUUGUUGUCCAGAUUACAAUGAAUGGUGGGGUUAUUGGGUAUUACAGAUUGAUGCUAGUUAGUCAGGCUGAGUAUUUCCGCCAGUUGCUUAAGCCUGUCACGUAGGCUAACAAAGCAAUUUUGUGGGAAAUUUGGGAGGGGCUGUCUUCAUUCAUGCUCUUGCAAUCUGAUAAGGCAGUAAGAAACCAUUUUCUGUGUUCUUUUGUAGGCUGAGUAAUCCCAUUACUUGCUUAAGCCUUUAAAUAGUCAGAGUAAAGCGAUCUCGUGGGAUAUUGGGACGUGUACUGCCUUCAUUAUUGGUUAUGGAGGCAGGGACAUGAAUAAAUAAAAUAUGGUGGGGGUAGAUGGUUAAUUUGAUAUUGGUAUUGCUUGCUCUCUAAUAAUGGCUGCAAUAAAGCAUUGCUAGUCAUUUAGCUUCUUCUGGUUGAAGUGUUUUGAGGAACUUAUUCUUUAGUGGUGAAAACCUUUCGUAGAGCUUUGGUAAUUUUACGGGAUAGCUCAUGCAUAAUAACCGGAAGUGUUCGAAUAGACGAGGGGUGGCCCCUCUGGAAAAUCAGGGUUGGGUAAAUGGGCAGCAUAAUGUCUCUCCUGCAUCUGCCUUUGGUGGAAGUUUACCAUCGGCCUCAAAAAUGCCAAGACCUGUGCAUGAUAUUGAGUUUCAGCCUUCUGAAGUAUGCCCUCAGAAUUUCAUUAUUGUGGAUGAAGAUGCAAACCAAAGUCGGAUCAUGUACCAUCCUGGAAUUGCACAUAACUUAAGCUAUCCUAACAUGGAUUUCCAUGAAACUCCCAACGGAGAAAUUACUCAGGAGAAUUUUGGGAAUAAUUUUGAAGGAGGCAUUGUUUCUCCAGAUAUGGAGGAUUCAGAUUACAUUGACUUAUUAAUGAGCUUAGAUGAAAAUCAAGGGGAAUCUGAAGAGGAAGAAGUAAGUACAGCAGGAACUCAAGGUUAUGAUGGUAGCAGUUCUCCUGAAUCGUUCUGCAAUUACACAACAAAAUGCAGAAAGGCAACAUACCCUUGUUCCGUCCAAAGGGCAUCCACUAGUGGCAGCAGCCACAAUGAAAACAAAAGAAAAGAAGCACGCAAGAUGGUCAAGGUACUUCGAGGAAUGGUUCCUGGAGGUGAUCAGAUGAAUACUGCAGCUGUUUUCGAUGCAGCUGUUCAUCAUUUGAAGGGGUUAGAGGGCAAGGUGCAAAGGCUCGGACUAAGUAAUCACAAGCAUUUUCCUUGAACCACUAAUUUGUUGUUUCUUGCUCGACUCUUGGCUAAACAGGAUGGAUAUGAAGCUAAACUGUCAGUAAUUGUUCUUCUUCUGCAGUCUGCACUGCUACAAUUUCACCAUUAUCUUUGCUGAUCUCAUCUUAGGCAAUAGCAAUGGACUGAAUUGAUGUCAUCCCAAUAAUCAGACUUCUGAUUACAGCUAUUGUUAAUUAUUUGUGCAAGUUUUUUACCUUUUUUCGGACACGUGCGCUCUUGUCACUGUGACGCAGUAGAACCUCUAUAACUUCGAUUUGGUUCAACGUGCAAUUAGUAGUAGUUAAUUAUGAUCUAAUCCGACUUUAUGUAAGCGUGAUGUUAUUAUAUAUCUUAAACUUAAUGCUAUUAUUAUGUUGGAGAUUAAA
Molecule: messenger RNA, 2114 nt
Organism: Spinacia oleracea (spinach)
Lineage: Eukaryota; Viridiplantae; Streptophyta; Magnoliopsida; Caryophyllales; Amaranthaceae
Product: transcription factor bHLH144
Exons: 4
Coding region: 995-1723 (242 amino acids)
Source: RefSeq, a predicted model, not a curated record